AUCAUACUUGUUCACCUUUUACCGAAAAUUUAUAUAUGUGCAUACUUGUAGACUGUGCCCGAAUUUUGUCUUUAUUUAUUCAUUUAUGUAAUAAUUUGCUCAUUUUGUUGGGUUGCUUGAAAAUUAAAAUAAACUUGAAUCUUAACAUCAUCAUUCAAUAGAGAGAAAAGAGAAAGAGAAGAAAUCCGUGAUCUCCAUUUUCUUCCUUAGCACCUAACAAAACAACCAAUCUAACUUGCAAGAAACCCUAGCCCUCUCUCUCUCUCUCUUUUUAAUCCCACUGAACUUCUUCACAACUUUGGGAUUUGAAUUAACGAGAGCCAACAAAACUGGAGAAAGGUUUUGGAACUUUCUGAUCCGGGUUUUGCAUCUUUCCAUCAUCGCCACCAUUUACUUCCAUUAUAUGUUACUUUCACUUUAUUUUAUUUUAUAUGCAUCUUAGGGUAGUUAGUUUUAAUACUAGCUUCCAUGCCAAUCAUCACCAAACCAGGUAAAGCCAAGAUCUUCAACGACCCAUUGCCGAGAAGAGUCUCAAAACCCAGACUCUAGCCAGACCCAGUUAUCAGAAUCGCUUCUUUCUCUUAAACAAGACACGCCCAUAUUGUAUCAUAUGCCCCAACACCAAAUUAGAGAGAACAGUAGUGGGUAUGGGAGCUGAGAGGAAAUGGCUUUUCACUCUAUUCAGUGCAGUAUUCCUAUCUCUCAUGCUUCUUUUGAUGUCCUCUUUCUCUGCCUUUAGUACCCCAAAGGUUUUCCCUUCACUUGUUCAUCACGGUUCUCACUACCCUCCAGCUUUUGCAUACUUUAUCUCUGGUGGUAACCAAGACAAAGACCGGAUCUUGCGUUUGUUGUUGGCAGUUUACCAUCCUAGGAAUAGGUACCUCCUCCAUCUUGGGAGGGAUGCCAGGGAUGAGGAGAGGCAGGCUCUGGUUGCUGCCGUGAGGGCGGUGCCGGUGAUUCGCACUUUCGGGAAUGUGGAUGUGGUUGGCAAGGCUGAUUAUGUCACCUACUUGGGAUCCUCCAAUGUUGCCAUCACUCUCCGGGCUGCCGCCAUUAUGCUCAAAUUGGAUAGUGGGUGGAAUUGGUUCAUCACCUUGAGUGCACGGGAUUAUCCUCUCAUAACUCAGGAUGAUCUGUCCCAUGUUUUCUCUUCUGUUAGUAGAGACCUCAAUUUCAUUGAUCACACUGGUGACCUUGGAUGGAAAGAGAGUGAUAGGUUCCAGCCAAUUGUAGUUGACCCGGGACUAUAUUUAGCAAGGAAAAGUCAAAUUUUUCAAGCUACAGAAAAGAGGCCAACGCCUGACGCGUUCAAACUCUUUACAGGUUCACCAUGGGUCAUCUUGAGCCGGCCCUUUCUGGAGUUCUGCAUUUUUGGUUGGGACAAUUUACCUCGGACCCUACUGAUGUAUUUUACAAAUGUGAAAUUAUCUCAAGAAGGGUAUUUUCACUCAGUUGUUUGCAAUGUGCCAGAAUUUAAGAACACGACAGUAAAUGGUGACUUACGAUAUAUGAUCUGGGACAAUCCUCCAAAGAUGGAACCUCACUUCCUUAACGCCUCUGUUUACAAUCAGAUGGCAGAAAGUGGGGCUGCUUUUGCUAGACAGUUUCAACUUAAUAAUCCUGUGCUGGACAUGAUUGAUGAAAAGAUCCUCCAACGUGGUCGCCAUCGAGUUACUCCAGGAGCGUGGUGCACCGGACGGAGGAGCUGGUGGGUGGAUCCAUGCUCCCAAUGGGGUGAUGUCAACACUGUGAAACCAGGUCCUCAGGCUAAGAAGCUUGAAGGGUCUGUUUCUAACCUUCUUGAUGACCAGAACUCACAGACCAAUCAGUGCCAGUGAAUAUACACGAGAAUAAAAGCAUUUUAGGAAGUUGUGCAAUCUAAGCACCACGAUUCAUCGACCAGUAGAAGUUGCCUUUUGCUGAAAUCACAUUCUUUGGUAACCAAAAUGUAAUAUCAAUCUUGGAGUCAUAGCAGUGUUUGUGAGUGUUGAUAGCCACACAUCAGAGUUGCAGUGGGGAAGGGGAUAUAUAUUUAAGCUUUGAAGGCUUGAUAUUUGUAGUGGAUCCUCCAAUACCUUCAAUCAGUGGGAGGAUAUUCCCUCCUGCUUCCAUUUUCGUCAUGUAUGUUCUGUAUGUGUCCUCAUUACCUAGGGAUUCUGAAUGAUCAGAGCAGAAAGUUCAUUCUUUUUAGAAAUGAUUGUCAUUUUCCAUUCUCCCAUAAUUGCACUUUUUAUCGUAAUUAUAUACUAUAUUGUAUGAUUGCUGGAUCAA
This is a messenger RNA of Glycine soja, 2271 nucleotides long. RefSeq names its product beta-glucuronosyltransferase GlcAT14A-like. The transcript has 4 exons. The record is from RefSeq and is a predicted model, not a curated record. Lineage: Eukaryota; Viridiplantae; Streptophyta; Magnoliopsida; Fabales; Fabaceae. Gene Ontology annotation, molecular function: glucuronosyltransferase activity. The coding region runs from base 648 to 1838 and encodes 396 amino acids. Gene Ontology annotation, cellular component: membrane.